Molecule: messenger RNA, 645 nt
Organism: Punica granatum (pomegranate)
Lineage: Eukaryota; Viridiplantae; Streptophyta; Magnoliopsida; Myrtales; Lythraceae
Source: RefSeq, a predicted model, not a curated record
AUGGGCCGCCAUGUGCUGGGUGUUUAUGGGUCUCCAGCCAGGGGAGAGUGCGGGCGGCUGCAUGCCGUCUAUCUGGCCAAGCACAGAUUUGCUCCUGCUAUGGUAGACUUAUUGCUCGAUAAUGGCAGGAGUAGUUUGCAUCUCGGCAGUGUAAUUUUCGAAAUCUGGAAGCUUGUGAAGGAUCGGUUGGCAUUGCCUCUUAUAAUAGACCUCAGAGAGAGGGCUAAUUUACCGCUCCCAUCCUAUCUCAUGUCCCUUCUGACAGAGCUGAAGCUUCAGACUCUGGAGCUUCUUGACGUACACGACGUUCUACAAAUGGCUUUUCUGAGCUCCAAAUUUCGGGACUUGUCAUCAGAUAAUGCUGUGUGGAAGCAGAAGUUCCUCAGCGAGUUAAGAGAUGUGAAGGGAAUGCAAGGUGCAUUGGAUUGGAAAGACUCCUAUAAAACACAUUGCAAGUGGAAGAGGGACGGAAUCAGUUUAAAGAGGACGUGUGUACGAGUGGAGAGGUCAGCCCGAUACAGCAGGCGCCUUCACUUUCUGGUGAUACGGUGGGACCCAGUUCCGCGCAUAUCUAGACAAGAUUAUGAUUUGCUUCUGACGCUGUGGCGCCCAUUCUGGCAGUCCCGUGCCUCCCCGUCACCUUAA